This is a messenger RNA of Linum trigynum, 225 nucleotides long. NCBI's taxonomy places the organism in Eukaryota, Viridiplantae, Streptophyta, Magnoliopsida, Malpighiales, Linaceae. The record is from the annotation of a GenBank genome assembly.
AUGAAAAGGUCAGUUCGUCUCGUCUUCAGCAUUCUCAUAUUCGUUCUCUUCGCCGCCACUCUCAGCUUCCGAAUCCUAGUGCGCCGGACCUUAUUCGCCUCAAUUGAGCUUCAUCGGCACAAUGUAAUACUACCCCGCCAUGUAACCGCCCCUAUUUUCAACUCCAUCAUGGGGGUAAAGAGGAAGAAGAAACGUAUGUUGUUAAAGAGACGCCCUAGGUUUUGA